This is a messenger RNA of Poeciliopsis prolifica (blackstripe livebearer), 1412 nucleotides long. RefSeq names its product proline-rich protein 13-like. The transcript has 4 exons. NCBI's taxonomy places the organism in Eukaryota, Metazoa, Chordata, Actinopteri, Cyprinodontiformes, Poeciliidae. Bases 293 to 862 code for a protein of 189 amino acids. The record is from RefSeq and is a predicted model, not a curated record.
CUCCUCCCUGUGGAAACAUCCUCCACUGUGUUCUUUGACGGCUGUUAUCGUAGCUUCGGUGAGUGAGGAAGCAAAGUAGAACAAGUCUUUCAACUUUUCAUUCCCCGUCAGCUGCUGCGUGUCGCCUUUACGUGGGUGCCCUUUAAGGGAAGGCGUGGCAUCUUUUUGCAUUUUAACAUAGCUUCGAUGCGGAAGUCUAACAAGACGUUACAAGUUUCUGACAAAAGCUUUUCAAGAACAGGACUAUUUCUGUGACUUGUACUUAUCUGCUGAUCAAGCUAAAGCACAACCCAUGUGGCCAAAUCAAGGUCCUCCUCCCCCUCCAGUGGGUCAACAAAAUCCUGCAUUCCCUCCUGGAUACAGUGCUCCAUAUUUAUCUGCCCCUGGACCUGGGGUUUACCCCCAGGCUCCAUAUCCUGCUUACUCUGGAUACCCUACAGCCCAGUAUCCUCCAGGCCACUACUCCGCUCCUGUGAGCCCAGCCAUGAUCCACCAUGGACCUCCAGGACCGAUGCCCCAUGGACCUCCAGGGGUAAUGCCCUAUGGACCUCCUGGACCAUAUGCAUAUCCCAUGCAUCCUGCGGGACAUUCUUGCCAUCCCAAAGGUGUUCAUUUGGGUCACCUCCUGCACUUCCCAAAAGGUUUUGGUCAUGGCCCACACAAAGGUCAUCAUCAUCAUCAUCACCAUGAUGGGUUUAACCCUUCAGCUGGAAUAUUAGCUGGAGGAAUGGCAGUGGGAAUGGGCUUACUUUCUCACAAAGCUAAUAAGAAAAUGAGGAAAAAGAUGAAGAAGGCUCAUAAAUAUGGCCACUACAAGCAUGGCAAGUGGUCCAGCAGCAGCAGCAGCAGCGACUCAGAUUGAGGCCUUCAGAGAACGAAUCAUCCAAUACUCCAACUAAUUCAACUAAAAUCACUGCACAAGUACAUUGUGUUAUAAUAUCAGUUACAGUGCAUUUCUGACAUUUGAAGUCACACAAGAUAUUUCUUCCAGGGUCUAAACUUAAAUUUCAGUCGGUGUGUACCAUUGAAAUAAAGGAAUUUGGCAUAUGGAUUUGUUUGCUACUGCUAUUUUUUGUUUUGCUUUUAGUUUCAUUAGUGUAAAUGCAAAAAUACAAGACAUAAGAUAUAAAGUUGCCUUUUACUUGAAUUUGUAAAUAUAUUCAAUAGUAACGGGUAGGAUACAGAGUAUAGUAUAAUGUCAUGUUGAGUAUUAAGAAGGUAUAGUUUUUUUUUCUUGUAUUUCUAUUCUAAUUUCUUUGAAAACUUAUUCAAAUAUUUUAAAAUGUUACUCCAUAAUUGGAUGUACAGUCAUACUCAUUACAGAUUCACAUUUUGUGUUGUUACAGUCACAAACUGAUGUGUGUUUUGUUGUAAUUUUGUGUAAAUAAUACAAUAAAACUAAAAUCUAUAAA